Molecule: messenger RNA, 6004 nt
Organism: Myodes glareolus (Bank vole)
Lineage: Eukaryota; Metazoa; Chordata; Mammalia; Rodentia; Cricetidae
Source: RefSeq, a predicted model, not a curated record
AUUUUUUUCUUUUGCUUUCACCUUUGAGUGGUUUGUUUAGUUGUUUACACUUGGAUUGCAAGUGAUAUUUUACUUUGAAGAACUCCACUGCAGAUCAAUGCCAGCUUAUUUUCCAAGAGUUUCAUUGGAAGUAAAGAGACUACUUAGAAGUUAAGUAAGAGAUGCAGAUUAUAGCCACCUAUAUAUUUUAAAAUCAAAAAACCAGAAAUAUUGUAAUUUGGUGGUUAUGCAUGAGGCAAAGCUAGUUGGUAAACAUGUUCAAGAUAUCAUGUGUUGUAUCAAUUGAGUAUAUGUCAGAACGAUCAUAUAACAUCAUGUAAAUUCACACUUUUAAGAGACUAGGAACUAUGUUUCAAAAAUAGUAAGAUAAUAUGCUUGGUAAGGAGGUUAGAACUCAAAAUCAAUUACCCAAACAAUAUAAAAUUAUGUACCUUCCAGUGAUCAAAUAUUGAGCUAUCUUGAGAAUUAAAAGUUAUCAGGUGCAUAAGGUACAUUAGAAAUUCUUAGUAAAUUUUUUGUGGAAUAUGGUAUCCAUGAAGUUGUAAGUUGGCAGAUACAUCAAAAAUCCAAAGAAAAUUGAGGUCAACAAGGGCUUAAGAAGUCAGGAGUAUUUUCCUGAGCUACAAGAAACUUAAGCUAGGCUUUGAAAUGUAUUUAUGUUUUGUCUUCUUUCAUGACUCAGAAGAAUUUCACAAAAUAAAUGGGAAUAAAAGCAGCAUGCAUUGUGACAUUACUAUAUACCAGAUGCAAACAUUGUGAAAAUUACCUUCCUUCUUUGAACAUAUAAACACUAGUGCACAUUGUAUAAUUUACGAGACUGUAGAUAAGAUAAAUCAAGAAAAACAACUCAUAAGCACAGAUACUUGCUUUCAAACUCAGGUCUGUCUGAAAAUAGUCUCCGGUUGUACUACUAUAGUAUAUUGACUGUCAGGAAGAAAAAUAAACAGAACCAGAAAACUGAAUUUAAGUUACACUGGCACCAGAUAAAAAAGAAUUUGAAAUAGGUGGUUUGGGGACAAAAUUUAUGAGUUUUUCCAAAUUCUGGGGGAGGGGGCGGUGGUAAAAUCAGAAAUAGAUUUUACUGUUAAAACAAAAAUCAGCCACAAAUGAGCAAAGUGUUUUUCUCAGUUACAUUCUGAAGCCAAAGAAAGUCUUUUUAAGAUCACUGUAUCCUUUGACUUUUAUUGAACCUCCUGUUUUGAAGUUCCUGACACUGGAGGAGGACUAGGAAGUUUAAGACAACGUAAUUUGUUUUCCUAUAAUGCAUGUUUUGUCUUAGCUCGGUAAGAAUUUUGGGAAACAUUGUUUAUACAAGUGCUUAAGCCGCAGCAUGGUGGUAACUCUGAACAUUAAAAAUAGCUUUUGUAUGGAACUGAUUGUACAAGACACUUUAGAAAUAAGUUCAUUAAGCUUUUCUCAAAGAUGCAUAAGGUAAUGAAUAACUAAUUCAGAUAACUGACAUUGUUUUCCAAUUAUGGAAGAUUCGUUUUUUAAACAGAGAGCCCGACUGUAUUUUUUAAAAACAGAAACAUGGUGUAGUAUUUUGGUCUCGAAUUUUUUUAUAUUUUCUUUUAUCAUUUUAUGUGUAUGAGUAUUUUGCCUGAAUGUAUGUCUGUGCACCACAUUUGUGCCUGGUGCACAAGGAUACAGUGAGCCCUCCAAAUGUGUGCUGGGAAUGGAACUAAGGUCCUAUGAACAACAAGUGCUCUUAAACACUGAAAAAAAAUCUCCCGUAAAUGUUUUUCAGUAGUAUUUUUUCCAGAGUGUUGAGAAGAGAAAGAUAAUUAAGUAUAGAUAAACAUGCCAGAUUAUACUACAAAUUGAUGGAAAUUAGACCAUGAACUUGUCAAAAAAAAUCCUUAUAUCCAAUGUGGAAAAGAAAAAAUGAAAAGAUCUCACAUGGCCCAGGCUAACCUUGUCAUAGCUAUGUAAAGGAUGAUGAACUUUAACUCCUGAUUCUCCUGCCUGAACCUCCCAACGUUGGGACUGUAAACAGAAACCACCAUGCAAAGGCUUUUCCUAAGGAAGGAACAUAAUGGCACAAGUUGGGAAGUAACUGCACAAACAGUAUGACAGUUAAGUGCACUGAUCUGCAAAUGCCGUUUCAGCACACCCUCUUGGCAACCACCUAUAUAUUUGGACAGGAGCCAUAACUCUAUAGGUCAACUUGAUGAACAUACUGAGAUGUUCAAGAUGGGCAGCAAUAGUACCAGCACUGCUGAGAGUAAUUGCAAUGUCACACAUCUGACAUUUCAGUACUCUCUGUAUGCAACCACCUAUAUCUUCAUAUUCAUCCCUGGUCUCCUGGCUAACAGUGCAGCCCUGUGGGUUCUGUGCCGCUUCAUCAGCAAGAAGAAUAAGGCCAUCAUUUUCAUGAUCAACCUCUCAGUGGCAGAUCUUGCUCAUGUCCUGUCCUUACCUCUCCGGAUUUACUAUUAUAUCAACCGUCACUGGCCAUUCCAGAGGGCUCUUUGCCUGCUCUGCUUCUAUCUGAAAUAUCUCAACAUGUAUGCCAGCAUUUUUUUCUUGACAUGCAUCAGCCUUCAGAGAUGCCUCUUUCUCCUCAAGCCAUUCAGAGCCAGAAACUGGAAGCGUAGGUAUGACGUGGGCAUCAGUGUUGCCAUCUGGGUCGUCGUGGGGACUGCCUGUUUGCCACUCCCCAUCCUGAGAAGUGCGGGUCUAGCCAACAACAGCGAAUCCUGCUUUGCUGAUUUAGGGCUUCAUGACAUUAGUAUGGCUUCCUCCAUAGGCAUGGUAACGGCUGCUGAACUUGGAGGGUUUGUAUUGCCUGUUGUAAUUAUUACAUAUUGCACAUGGAAAACAAGAAAAUCUCUACAGGAAUUCCAUGAUCCACCCCAGAAUAUUAAAGAGAGAAAAAAGGCUUUGAGGAUGGUCCUAAUGUGUGCAGUGGUAUUCAUAGUGUGCUUCACGCCGUACCAUCUCAACUUCCCGUUUUUUAUGAUGGUGAAGCAACACGUCUUCUCCAACUGUUCUUUUAUUAAAAGUACUCUGUGUUUCCACAUAAUUUCCCUGUGUCUUGCAAAUCUGAAUUGUUGUCUUGAUCCAGUUGUGUAUUAUUUUAUGACUUCAGAAUUUCGUGAUCAAUUUUCAGAGCAUGGUAGUUUGUUCAUCCAGUCAUGUGUGAGAUGUAAGGACAGUACUUUGGAAAUUCAUCAGAGGAAGGAGAAUCUUCAGACCAUCUCUCUUGAAUGUUUGGAUGUUCCAACACAAUGUGAUGAAAUAAUUAUCUAGAAUACCCUUUCUACUCUGUCAGGUUAGUCAUGCCAUUCACAGUGAUACUGAGUGUUGGGAAGAAACAUCCACUUCACUCAAAUAAUCUGUCUACAGGAGUUCUCUAUGCCAAUAUCAUCCGUGGCCCUUCUGAGAAAAAAAUCUUUCUCUUCCCACAACGUGCUGCUCAACAGAAAGAGUCUCACACCUAUUCCUCAGUAAUGGGACCAAUCUUCUCAUCUUCAUCUUAAUAAAAAUAUAUUAAAAAGUACUGGGCAUGUACAAGUUAUCUAAACAUUAGCAAGUCUACAUCAGAAUAUGACCCUAACUUUAGAAAGCAUACACUACUUGUGCUAAUUGGAUGACUUUUUAUAUUGAUAUGAAUUAUGGAAAUUAACAACAUUAUAACUUAAAAUGUCUGUAAGAUUUUUUUCUCACCUUAAAAAAUUAUUUCAGAUGAGUCUCUCAAAAUUACCAUGGAAACCAAAAUGCAAACACCUUAAAUAGAAUUGUGCUCUGCAUAUUUAACAAACUGGAGAUUAAAAACUUAAAAUGAAACCUUUUUGCCUAAAUGUCUGUGGGUUUGUAAUGUUUUGCAUAGUUUUUGUUUACUGGCACUAAUUGGGAAAUAUUCUCAUUUAUUUGUUUAUUAAAAUCAGCUGUGUCAUUCUCCAGUUAGAUUGAUUGCUUCACGUGUAACUUCAGACACAACUUCAUUUGAUACAUUUAAAUCAACAGAUUAAAGAAGAAUCACAAAAUACAUACAGUUUCAUUCUGCUAAGGUUAAGUUGUGCCUAAGUUUUAUUAAGCAAAAUACUCCAAUGAGCUGAAUUGAUUCAUAUCAUUAAUGCAGAACAAGCAUUGCCAUUUUUAAAAAUCCCUGUUGUUGCAUUGUUACUAAUAUAAAUCUUUCCCACUGGAAAUUUUGAAGCCAACCAUUUUCAAAUAUUGGGUAUCAUUAAAGUGAAAUUUUAUAAAGCAAUGGUUAGUCUCAGAAAAUUUCUAUUUUUGUCUUGUCUCUAUGUUUUGAAUAGCCUUUAACCUUUUUAUUACAUUUUUGAGUUAGCAUAUAAGGGAGUGGAUUUCUUGUGAUAUUUUCAUAUGUAUACAUCACCGUACUUUCUUAUUUACUCCCCCAGCCUUCUCUUGAUUGCCCUCCAAUUCUUGUUGGUGACCUUUCUUUCUCCUGCAUUCUCCUUUCUGCAUUCUUGAUCCAAAUGUUCUUUUAUCUCUUGUAUUUGAUUACUCCCUUAUUGUAUGUUGCAUGUGUCCCUUUAUAUCUUUCAUUUCCCUCUCUACUUUCAUGUUUCACAUAGAUAUUAUAUAUGUAUAUACAUAUAUAUAAUGUGAUCAAAAUUUUGUUAUUUGUCCGGUUAUUUCUUUAUAGUUUAAUAAAAUUCCAUUGUUUAUAAUAGUACAUUUUGUUGGUCCAUUCAUUAAUUGAUGGAUAUCAAAGAUAUAGACAGGAUCUAUGUCUUUGCUAUUGUAAAUAGUUCAGCAAUAAACACACAUGUUAAAAUAUCUUUCUAACAUGAUUUCUCACAACCUCAAAAUACAGUAGAUCAUUGGAUCUUGUUUUUAAAUUGAGUAAGCUAAUCUCUUCUUUUUUUAAAAAAAAGACUGAUUUUAUUUGAAUUACAAGAAAAUACACAUUUUCUAUUCUAUCCAAAGAUACCCAUUUUAGCCCACACAUAAAACUGUAAAUACGUACAGCAUGAAAUCAUGACCAGCACCACUGCUUCCAUGAAUUCCUUCAGACAACUUUAUGAAAGGAGCUCAAUGGAACGAGUGAAUGGAGAGACAGCAGAGUGCUGCCCUGGACUGAAGUCAAUACCCACACUGAACAAAACUCCUUUAAUGGCAGAUAUUCCCCAUGCUUUUUUUUAAAAAGAUUUAGCAGCACAACAGUAUUUAAGAUUCGCAGGAUCUGUUUUCAGAUACUGAAUUCUGGGACCUUACUGGGCAUCUAAAGAUUUAUCGACAUCCUCCUGGUCACUCCUAUUCAUUUUCGUUGCAACUUAAGCUUACAAGUUUUUCAUUACUCAACCAAACUGUAUAUUCACGUCGCUUAGACCUUAGGAUCGAGUUUUUCAACCACCGUAGAUCUAUAGAGCAGUGGGAUAAACAUCUCAGGUAUGACUCAGGUACUUGUAGAAGACAAUUUACUGUCUAGUUAUUUUCUUAAAAAAAGGUAGGAAAUGUGACUCUUUUAUUACUAUUAUUUGCAUGUAUAAGUUAUAAUAAUAGCCCAAGUACUCUUUACAGCCAAUUUUCCAUAAAUAUUAAAUUACCAAAAGCAACGGUAUUUGCUAAGUUUUCAAAAUGAUCCUUAGAGUUUUAUAUCAUUUAGUAGAAAAAUAAACCAGGCAACCACAUUUAUUAAUUUAGGCAAUGUUUCCCAAUAAAAAUUUAGGAAUAUUUAAAUUUACAUAUUACAGUGAACCAACACAAGGUCAAAAUCCACAAUUACACAUUCAUAAAAAAAUCUCAACAUCAUCUUCAGGACAAGCAGUUUCUAUACAGGAUUUACAGACAUCUAAGCACUCUGAGUCUUCAGUGUGCGACGGAGUUCAGAGGUUCUGCUCGGAUGUUCCCCAAGUCAAGCGCACAGUCCGUCUCCUCAUCAAUUUCUCCAAUGACCGCUACGUUGUCACCUCUCACAAUGUAUAAUCCUAAUACGACUUGUUCGACUCCUUGCGAAGAACUGAACACCCUCUCGUGGCUUUCGUCCAAAAUCAAAUUAAUGGUCUGGUCAAAACCUUUUAAUGUUCCC